AUGCCUAUCCUAUCGUGGUCAGCGAUUCAACUUGUAACUGUCUGUUUUGGUAUAUGUUUAAUUAUUUUAUUAACUAUCGGUGGCAAUCUUGUUGUUCUCUUUGCUUUCUACAAUGAUCCACAUUUGUUAACGCCAUCAAAUAAUUUUAUUUUAUCUAUGGCUAUUGCUGAUCUUCUUGUGGGUCUUGUAGCAAUGCCGUUUUAUUCGUAUGCUCAAAUAAAAAGUUUUUGGCCAUUUGGUGAACUGUUUUGCAAAAUAUGGUUAACGAUUGAUGAUGUUGCAACUAUGGCGAGUGUUUUAUCUAUCGUAGCUAUUACUAUAGAACGUUAUUGGAGUAUUAAUCAUAGUGUACAUUAUCGUCGUUACACAACGAAAACUCGUAUAAGAAUAUUUUCACUUCUUAUUUGGCUUAUUCCAUUGGUUAAUUUUGCGCCUGGCAUUUGGUUCCUUCAGUCACAUGCCGAUAUUGCAAUAACAAAUGCGACAAAGAAAAAUCAUUCAGCAUGCAUUGGUGCCUAUCAUUCGCAUACGAUCUAUUUAAUAGUAGCUCAAAUAAAUUUUUUUGCAUGGCCAUUAGUUGUUAUUAUUAUACUUAAUGCUUUAAUUGUUGUUAAUCUUUAUCGAAGAUCACAACGCUUUCCAUCCUAUAAUAGUUUUUCUGAACAACGAAAAAAUAAUAUAUUAAGAAAAUCUAAAGAAGAUAAUAUUGACGAGCACCAUCCUCAAACAAAUGUAACUGAUGAUCAAACAAUAUCAAUAAUUAAUGAAAACAAUUAUCAUGCAUUAAAAAAGGCAAAUUCAGCGGGUAAUGAGAAUCAUCAUGGAAAUAUUCCAUUGCCUAUUAGAGAAGUCGACGAGCUUAUGAUUGAACAUGACACUAUUGAAUCUCUACCGUUACCACAAAUUCUACCAAGUUCACCACUCGAAACAGAUGCAAAACAAUCAUCGUCAUCAUCAAAUAUUUAUACACGUUUUAAACAUGUUUUUCUACCUCCAUCGAUAUCAAUGGAAUCCUCAUUAAAUGAUCAACGUUCAUCAAAAUCGACUCAAACAUUUCAUUUACCAUUACAGCCAACUAGGCAAAAACGCCGUUCAUUAUUUGCAUGGCGUAACAGUGCUCAUUAUUUAUCAAGAAAAAAUACAAAGUUGAUUUCUGUUACUGGUGAACAACGUAAUGUUCGACGUUUAAGACGAGAUAAACGUACAGCAACAUCACUUCUUAUAUUCGUUCUUGUAUUCAUGAUAUUUUUAUUGCCAUAUGUUUUUGUAGUUGUUGUUGGAAAUAUUUUUUCAUUAGAAAGUCUAAUCGAUAUAGAUGGGCAAGUAUAUUCAGCUGCUUUCUGGCUUCUAUGGCUCAACUCAAGUAUUAAUCCAAUUCUUUAUCCAUUUAUUCAACCAAAAUUUCGUGAAGCAUAUAGCAAAAUCUUUCUACGAUUAACAAGACGGCAAAGACGAUUAGUUUCACUGAUUAUUGAUAUACAACGAGAGAAAUAA
Molecule: messenger RNA, 1494 nt
Organism: Rotaria socialis
Lineage: Eukaryota; Metazoa; Rotifera; Eurotatoria; Philodinida; Philodinidae
Source: the annotation of a GenBank genome assembly